Papaver somniferum (opium poppy) is the source of this 3785-nucleotide messenger RNA. Its product is annotated as la-related protein 1A-like. The record is from RefSeq and is a predicted model, not a curated record. Lineage: Eukaryota; Viridiplantae; Streptophyta; Magnoliopsida; Ranunculales; Papaveraceae. Gene Ontology annotation, biological process: mRNA stabilization. The transcript has 14 exons. The coding region runs from base 271 to 3321 and encodes 1016 amino acids. Gene Ontology annotation, molecular function: RNA cap binding.
UAAAAGUCUAAACCCUAAUUUGACAAAACCCUAAUUCUAAUAUUCUUUUCUCUUUCUUACCAAAAUAAACUGCAAACCUACCAAAGCCGUAAACAAAGAACUGAAACCAGAAGAGACUGAUGGAUGGAUAGAUAGAUAUUAUGAUUAUAUCAUCCAAGAAACAACGAACAACAAUAUCUAAGUGAACUUCAGAUAAGAGAUCACUUUUUGGAAUAUUAUUUGGGCAUUUUUUUUUUCUGCAGUUUUUCAAUAAUUCCCUUGUAUCAGGCGAUGGAGUCGGACUCCAUUGCAGUUUCUGCGGUAAUAGUGAAGAAGACUAUGAAAAAGGAAGAAGAUUUGUUUUCAGAAAAAAAAUUGAGUAAUGGCGGCACUGGUGAUGGGGUAGAUAAUAAGAAGAAUUCGGCUUCUUUAACUAGUAAUGGUGAUGUUGAUGAUCAAAAAGAACAAAUUGGAUUGAAAUCAUCAGCUUGGAAAAAACCUGUCUUUAAUGAAAGUAAACAAGGUAUUGAAGUUCCUGUAAUGGGAGCUAAAUCUUGGCCAGCACUUGCGGAAGCAAGACCCAAAAAUUCAGAUUCUGUUGCUCAUACUGCUGUAAAGCCCAUUGCUGUUGCUUCUGCCACCACUACAACGACUAAUACUCCUUCCCAGGGACCGACUGGGCCGCAUAAAUCUAAUAGGUCCGGUAGCACCUUCUCCCCAAAACAACCUGUGUCACAUCAUAAAAAAUCGAACACUUGGCGCAAUCAUCCUCCGAAUGGUGCACCACCAUUUCCUGUUCACCCCUAUAAUCAACCACCAGUGGCACCUGUUUUUCGCACAGUUGUACCGCCGCCGCAAUUCCCCGUUGUUUACCAGCCUCGCCCUGUACCCUUCCCCAAUCUAGAUUCUCCCAUGGUAACCACUGGUGAACCCCCAAUUCCAGCUUUUGUUGCUCCUGGUCAUGGUGGUGGAGUUGAUGCUAAUAGAGGAUUUCAACCUCCACCUCAAGGAGGUCUAAACAGUUUUGCUAAUAGGCGGCAUAAUGUCCAAGAACCUGGUGGACGUUUCAACCAUACAAUGCGUCAUCAGCAUCCAUUCAAUUCUAGAGACAAUAUUAAUGUGCAGCAAGGUUUUGGGCCUAAUACAUUUAUGAGGCCACCUCCAUUUAUAAGGGCCGGUACAGGGUUCAUAAGUGGACCAAGUUUUCCUGGUCCUCAUCCAAUGUACUAUCUCCCUAUUGCACAUCCUGAUUCCACCAUGGGUCCAGCUCCUCGUUUUAUCCCAUAUCCUCCACCUCCUGGGCUUCCCACAACAGCACCAGUAGAUACACAAGCCUUAGGGAUUAAAGUACUGAAUCAAGUUGAAUAUUACUUCAGUGACGAGAAUUUGCAGAAAGACCAUCACUUGAUUUCUUUAAUGGAUAAACAAGGAUGGGUUUCAGUUUCCAGAAUUGCUGAUUUUAACAGAGUUAAGCAAAUGACAACAGAGAUACCCUUCAUUCUGGAUGUACUGCGUGGCUCUCAGACUGUAGAAGUGCAGGGUGACAAGCUACGGAGACGUGAUGACUGGUUAAAAUGGCUUCCAACCUCUGGACAGCACACAGUCCAGUCUCCGAAGGGCCAAGUUGACGAGAAGUCUUCUUCAGCUUGCAAGAGCGAUGAUGUCAAGAUAAAGGACAUCUCUGAAGUUCAAGGGACACAAGUUCCAUUGAGUAAUCUAACCAUAGAAGAGCCGGUGCCCUCAGACAAAGAUUCUUCGAGUGUAGCACGUAGUAUGAACUGUAACAAGGAGAAGCUGCUUCAUGGAGUUGAAACAGAAGCAUGCCAAGGAGAAGUUAGGGAUUCAAGCAGGAAAAUGAACGGUGCAUCGAGUUUAGAAAUGAAGGACUCACAGGCUAAUACCCGUUCUCAGGUCAGCUCUGAAUGUUCAAAUAUGACAACUGCACGUGCAAAUCGCUUAGAUGAUGAAUUUGAGAGCCAGCCAAAGGAUUUUACACUCGAGUCUACUGAAGAACAGAGCACGUUCAUGCUUGAUGAGGAGAUAGAGUUAGAGCAAACCACUGUCAGAAAGGAUCAUACUUCAUCUGGUUUAAGGAUUGAUGAAGAAGACGAGGACACAGAUCUCAAUGAUCAGGAUGUGCAGAGACUAGUUAUUGUAACCCAGAACAGGAUUGGCGAAGAUUACAGAGCUAGAACAAGUGAAUCAAAACCUAUGUCGAAUGAGCUUGCUUCUGCUAUUAAUGACGGCCUCUACUUUUUUGAGCAGGAGUUGAGAUCUAAACGCUCUAUUAGUAGGAGAAAAUCCUCGACUGAGACUAAAGAAGGGGAUUCUAGACAUCUUAGCUCCACAGCUGGAUUACCAAACUCCAAAAUAAGUAGUAAUAGUCCUGGGAAAAGUCUCCCUGAAGAUCCUGGAUCCUUGCAUCCAAAAAGGAAACAAAACAAAGGUGGUGCAAACAAGCAACAAUCAAUCCCUAAGCAACGCUACUUUCCUAGCAGCCUGCGGAAUCAGGGCAGUGGUCGUAAACGUAAUGCCAUAGUAUCAGAAAGUCCACCCAGUAGUUCGGUUGGCUUCUUCUUUGGUUCAACACCACCAGAAAGUAGUCACGGAUCUUUGUCGUCCAAGUUGAGUGCUUCCCCUCAUGGGAUUCCAGCUGGGAGUAGUCCACCAAUAGGCUCUAUCCCAAAGCCCUUCCCAGCAUUUCAGCAUCCAAGUCAUCGGCUAUUGGAAGAGAAUGGUUUUAAACAACAGAUGUACUUGAAAUACCACAAAGGUUGCCUAAGUGAUCGGAAAAGAUCAGGAAUUGGCUGCAGCGAGGAAAUGAAUACAUUAUACCGGUUUUGGUCUUUCUUUUUAAGGAACAUGUUUGUUCCUUCCAUGUACGAUGAGUUCCAAAAAUUAGCUCUAGAGGAUGCAGCUGCCAAAUAUUACUACGGGUUAGAAUGUCUUUUCAGGUUUUUCAGUUAUGGCCUGGAAAAGCACUUCCGAGAAGAAGUUUACCAGGAUUUUGAACGUCUAUGUCUUGAAUUCUACAAGAAGGGGAAUCUUUAUGGCCUUGAAAAAUAUUGGGCUUUCCAUCAUUAUCGAGAGGCGCGAGACAAUGUAAAGCCCAUGAAGAAGAACCCUGAGCUGGAGAGAUUACUGAAGGAAGAAUUUUGUUCCUUGGAUGACUUUCGUGCUAAGGAGAAGGCACCUGCAGCAAGAGAAGCUAGUUGCAGCAAUGGGAGUGUUUGUGGUCCCUCUGAAAAAGAAGAUAACAGAGACACUCCUCCUCCACCUUCCUCAGGGCAGGGAAGAAGGAAAUCUAACCUGUCAAGAGAGCUGGAAAAAUCUAGCAAGUGAAGGGCCACUGGGAGUUGAUGCAGCCAACAUUCAUUUUGUAUGCUGAAAAAUAGAAUGUGAGCUGGAGAGAUGCAUGCUGGAAGACAUCUGCUUGGGAGAGCAUGAGCCUGACACUGUUGUAAGUUUCCCUUUGUUUUGGUCUAAUACUGUCCCCGAGAAGCUAUGGGUAGUCAUUAUGCAGAUUUUGGAGUUCUCUGCUAUAGAGGGGUAGUUCAAAUGGUUUCUUUCUGUUUUUAUCUUUUCUCCCAUGAGAUUUGUACAUAAACAAAAAAAAAGAAAAAAACAAAAAAAAAAAAAAAAAAAAAAAAAAAAAAAAAAAAAAAAAAAAAAGGAAAAAGAGGAAAAAAACAAAAAAAGAAAGAGAAAAGAGAGAAAUUGAAUAGCUAGUCUGGAAAUGGUGGAAAUUGACGAAUAAGAGAUUAAAAUUUAACAUGCUCAGCCUCAAGUUUUCUUGUGUUCUCCUU